Messenger RNA from Paramacrobiotus metropolitanus, 1259 nucleotides. RefSeq names its product alpha-tubulin N-acetyltransferase 1-like. The record is from RefSeq and is a predicted model, not a curated record. Gene Ontology annotation, molecular function: tubulin N-acetyltransferase activity. The coding region runs from base 254 to 1117 and encodes 287 amino acids. Gene Ontology annotation, cellular component: microtubule. Gene Ontology annotation, biological process: alpha-tubulin acetylation. The transcript has 6 exons. NCBI's taxonomy places the organism in Eukaryota, Metazoa, Tardigrada, Eutardigrada, Parachela, Macrobiotidae.
GUCAUUUUGCCGGUUACACCGACUAGCUGCCAUUUAAAACGUUGUUUUCGUUUUCUCCUUACCACACCGCGCUGGCCCGUAUAUAGUGCAAAUUAACGACUGCCUGAAAACAGCAUCAAGACAAAAUCUUCGGCAAGCGGAAUUCGUGAUACUCGAUCGUCACGGUUUUGGUCGGGCGACAUUUGUCACAUCGUCUUUUAGCAAGUUCCUUGAUAUUCUGUACUGUUGGAUAGUUACUGCUUUCUUACUGCUGAUGAAUUGUUACCACGAUAUAAACGCGCUGUUUAGCAAAGAGAUUUCCUGCAUCGACAGCCGGAUCUUUGACUGGGAGGAUGCAUCGCGGGAAAGGGAGAUGGCUAAAUCUGAGAUGGCGAGAUUGAUCGAACAUAUGGGCAGAUUAUCGUCUCAGUCGCAGCACUUGCAAUUCCCCACGACAACCUUCGACACGUUCCACAAUUCUGGACAACGAAUCUACGUCACCAAGUUUCCUAAUAUUUAUAAACUCAAAGGAGCCAUCAUGGCCUUUGCGCGAAUCGGCUGGAAGACACUCCUACUGGAGGACUGCGACGGUUUCACGGUGAAGAAGGACAUGAUGGUCCUCUACGACAUCCACGUUGCGUCCUGCAGUAGGCGGAAAGGUCAAGCCAAGAAACUUUUAGAUUUCAUAUUUGCGCAUGAGCGUAUCCAACCAUGGGAACUGGUCAUCGACCAGCCGACAGCCGCGCUGCUGAAAUUCUUCGAUAAGCAUUAUUAUCUUCGAGAGUUCGUUCCUCAGAUCCAAGGACGAUACGUCGUCUGGAAGCGAUACUUUAAGGAAAUACACCCAACACGCACCAGCGGUGUUAAACUAGAACCCCAGCGCCAAACAUACACCCGCAACGUACGAGAUUACCUAGGUGGACCGUGGCCGGUACGGCAUUUUCCCGGGGAUACUUUGCAAAAGCAUAGCUACAUAAACUGGCACCCGCCCACCUGUGCGGCACUGUCCAACGAUCUAGAAUUCUUAACGUCCAAGCAGCAACGAACGCACGGGAUGCUAUGCAACAACCACGUGGAGAGGGAAGUUAACCGCCGUAUGGCCGACGGGUGGCGGUGGCAUCCAACGGCCUUCUGGUAACCUGACGCUUUCCAAAGGAGACGGUUUAUGCAGUCACCAGAAGAGAAGUAGUAGAACCAGCGGUUUGAUGGUAGUACACAUAGCGGGCUCUCCUAUUGGUCGGUUUAGCCUAAGUACCGCCCCCUAUAGUCUAGGGUAUACA